Prunus avium (sweet cherry) is the source of this 1952-nucleotide messenger RNA. RefSeq names its product chromosome-associated kinesin-like protein. The record is from RefSeq and is a predicted model, not a curated record. Gene Ontology annotation, molecular function: microtubule motor activity. NCBI's taxonomy places the organism in Eukaryota, Viridiplantae, Streptophyta, Magnoliopsida, Rosales, Rosaceae. Gene Ontology annotation, biological process: mitotic spindle organization; spindle elongation; microtubule-based movement. Gene Ontology annotation, cellular component: microtubule associated complex.
UUUUGAUUAUGAUUAUUUUUAUUACAAGUUUAUGCCGUCGGGCGUAAAAGGAAUCCAAAGUGAAAGGGGUCCUCCUCCUCCUCUUCUUCACCACAUUAACACUUCAGUCUUCACUACAGAGCCUCCGGAUCCGAUCCAUACCCGCCCUUGCUCGCCGAUUAGGGUUUCAGAUUCGUCGAUUUUCCAACAAAUUGAUCCGAUAGCAGAAGGCCGGAAGAUGAAGAAAGGCAACCGUCACUCGAAGCAAAUCAUUGAUGCAUCCAACUCCGAUAAUUCCGAGAAGAGAAUUCACCAACUGGAACUCGAAAACAAAGCUUAUCAGAAGGAGGUUGAGGAGCUGAGAUACAAGCUUGCAAAUGUUUCAUCCACUUCUGGUGAUAAUAGUGCUCAAAAGCUCAGAGAAGAUUACCUUCAAAAGUUGACAUUCCUUGAAGAUCAGGUUACAGUGUUGACGAGGAAGCUAGAUGCUCAAUCGCAACUCUCAACCCAAAGAAGAAGAGGGGACGAGUCAACAAAACAGUUACAUUUUGAGAUUCAGAGAUUGAAGGCUCAGAAGGUUCAACUGCAAUGUAAGAUGAAGCUAGAGUCUGUGCAGUUCAGAUUGCAUAAGGCUUCAUUGGAAAAAGAAGUUCUUCAGCUCAAAAAAGAUAGUAGGAAAAAUGAACAUGAGAUGCAGAACCUAUUGGACUCCAAUCAAAGACUGAAGAAGGUUUUGCAUCGAAAGAAUGUGGAAGCUUUCAUGGCCACUAAACGGCUUAGGCAGCUGUUAGAAUCUCGCAAGGCUUUGUUGCACAAAAAAGAUGGUGCUAGAAAUGGGAAGAUUGCAGCACUUGAGGGUAUUGAGCAUGAGCUUGAUGACACAACACAGUUACACGAACUAUGUUCUCAAUAUGAGCGUCAAAUAGAAGAGAUGGCUGAGGAAGCUGCAAACCUUAAGGAUGAAGCAGAAGCACGACAGCAAGAAAUGUCGAGGUGCUCAUGCCAGGAGAAAGAGGUUGACUGCUUGGAGAAGGAUUUAGGUAUUAAAGACCUGAAGGAACAAUUUGUUAGCCUAAGUAGUUUGGUUGGACAACUAAGAUUGCACAAGGCUGAGCUUGAUCAUGGGAGUAAGUCACAGGGUAUUAUGAGUCAACAUUCUGUUUCUGUUGGGAGCAAUAGUUGCAAGUUAGGGGUGGACUGCACAUCUGUAUCAGAAAAUUCUAAUGCCAUAAAAGUCAAAACUGCAUCAAUGGUGUGUUGCUCAUGCAGUAAGUAUUCUCUGUGCAAGACGAUGAAAUGCAGAUGUCGAUCCACCGGUGGUGGCUGUGGGGCAUCAUGUGGCUGUGCAGCCUCUAAGUGCAGUAAUAGAGAAGCAGCAGCCCCAAUCAAGUCGGAUGACUCGCCACAAUCAGAGAAGCCUGAUGGCGGUUUGAAUGGUUCGAACGUCGUUGAAACAGAGAAGAGUAGCAUAGUGGCUUCCCAAGGUGCAAUGCUGCUUCAGAGUGCACUAGUUGAGAAGCCUGCUGAAUCAAAUGACAAUCUUGGGCCACGAAAGAAACCAUUAUCUGAUAUUGGGAACAUACUGGUGAAUGCAAAUGGUGCAAAACCUGGCCAAAGAAAAAAGGGGAGAAAAACGGCAAUCCGGCUUGUUACUGUAGACCCAACUUCCUCACUGCCAGUAAAUAAUGAAGGCCUAAAUGAAGCCGAGGAUGGAAUGUAGGCAGAUAUAUCCAUGAAGUUACCAAGGGCCAAUACAUAAUGAUUAUAUAUCAAAAGGUUGACAUAGAAAGAAAAAAGAAAAGAAAAGAGAGGUCAGUAGCACUAUGAAUUUUUCGUUAGUUGAUUGAUGAUCCUGCUCGGCUAGUGUAAGGCAUUGAUUGAGGUGAAAGAGAAGAAUCGUUGUCUUUAAUUUGAUAAACUUUUUGGAUCUAUAACUAGGCUUCUAUGUAUGGAUGAAUGCAUAGAUUGAUAUA